Conger conger (European conger) is the source of this 2759-nucleotide messenger RNA. Its product is annotated as glucosamine-6-phosphate isomerase 2. The transcript has 8 exons. The record is from RefSeq and is a predicted model, not a curated record. Gene Ontology annotation, biological process: N-acetylglucosamine catabolic process; D-glucosamine catabolic process; carbohydrate metabolic process. Lineage: Eukaryota; Metazoa; Chordata; Actinopteri; Anguilliformes; Congridae. The coding region runs from base 526 to 1335 and encodes 269 amino acids. Gene Ontology annotation, cellular component: cytoplasm. Gene Ontology annotation, molecular function: identical protein binding; glucosamine-6-phosphate deaminase activity.
UCUCAUAGGCUAUUAGAAUCGAAUUUCCUGGGAUCACCGAGGUCGCAUGUGUCCUUCAGUCAUGGACUGCAUAAUAUUGCAUUUGGAUGAAAGAAUAGGGUUAUUGUCUUUUAACAAAUGUGUAGCCUACCAUGCCACAAUAGCCAUAGAGUUAUCAUGAACAUUGCAGCUAACAGCUAGAGCAGAAAAUAAAUAAAUACAUAAAUAAAUACUUUUUAGAAAAUAUGAAAAAGUGAAAUUCGUCGCGGGUCUACGAAGAGUUCUAUUUUUAUUCGGUGGGUCCGUUUAAUUCAACAGUAUUCAAUUCAAGCCCAUCCUCAAGAGGUUAAACCGAGUCUUAUGCGCAGACGAACGUUGCCGCUGCGAUGCAGACGCUGCAAUAGUCAGGUGAUUACGUAGGACACAUGACCGGAGUUCAGUCACAUGAGCACUGUUUACUUUAGCUGACUUUCUGCAUUUCGUGAGACGGCAGUACGGCACUCCAUAAAAGAAGGCAUUUGGUCCUCCAACUAGACGGUGAGGAAAAUGAGGCUUGUGAUUUUGGAGGACUACGACCUGGCGAGUGAAUGGGCUGCCAAGUACAUUCGGAACCGAAUCGUCCAAUUCAGGCCGACCGCCGAUAAAUACUUCACUUUGGGAUUACCCACAGGGAGCACUCCUUUUGGCUGUUACAAAAAGCUAAUCGAAUAUCACAAUAAUGGAGACCUUUCAUUCAAGUAUGUCAAAACAUUCAACAUGGAUGAGUACGUGGGGCUUCCUCGGAACCACCCAGAAAGCUACCACUCCUACAUGUGGAAUAACUUCUUCAAGCACAUCGACAUCGACCCCAGAAACGCUCACAUCCUGGACGGGAACGCAGCCGACUUGCAGUCGGAGUGCCAGGACUUUGAGCGCAAAAUCGCAGAGGCUGGUGGGAUAGACCUCUUCGUUGGCGGUAUUGGGCCUGACGGACACAUCGCCUUCAACGAGCCCGGAUCCAGCCUGGUGUCCCGGACGCGGGUGAAGACCCUGGCCAAAGACACCAUCCUCGCCAACGCCCGUUUUUUUGGGAAUGACCUCUUGAAGGUCCCCACCAUGGCUCUGACCGUCGGCGUUGGCACGGUGAUGGACGCCCGGGAGGUGAUGAUUUUAAUAACGGGGGCACACAAGGCCUUUGCCCUGUAUAAAGCCAUAGAGGAGGGAGUAAACCACAUGUGGACAGUAUCAGCCUUUCAGCAACACCCUAGCACCAUAUUCGUGUGUGACGAAGACGCCACUCUGGAGCUGAGGGUCAAAACGGUCAAGUACUUCAAAGCGCCCGGGGGGAGAACAGAAACUGCUGCUUUGGCACGGUAGCAAAAGGGCUGAUGCAUGUACACAACAAACUUGUGGACCCUGUGAGCACCAUGAAGGACUACAAGAACUGAGAGACAGUUUAAUUUAAUCAUCGCGUAACUCUGGCGUAAUGGUCAAAAAAGUUGACGAGGUCAAGGCCUUAAUUCUUCUGUACUGUAAAAUGGCAACCUUAGGAGAGUGCAUUGGGUCACUAUGUAGACAGGGAUGUAGGAUGUGCAUUUCAGUGUGUCCACCGUCCAGUCAGAUUCUUCAUCUAUUAAUAUCAAAUUCUAAAUUGAAAAACUGUCGGUCACCUUAAGGGAUGGCAAAAUUCUCUGGAAAUCAGCUAGACUUUUGUUAGAACGAUCAAGCUCAUCAGUCAGCACUGCGAUGGCCUUGUGUAAGCCGAUAUGGCCACAUGAGCACUUUACUCUUAUAACUACCCCAUACUUUCCCAUGAGAUACCUGAGUGGAUCCACAUCUUCUGCUAACAUGCAUGCAUUGCCUGUUCUUGAUUACUUCAAUCAGGGAACCACUCCAGGUGCCAAUUAAAUAGUGUUUACUCUCUGAAGUGUAUCUGAAGUUGUGGUAUUGGGCAAAUUUCUGCACAUUCCUAACACUAUUCCCUUGCCCAGUCUUUCUCUCCCCCCCCCCCCCCCCCCCAACCUCCCCUUCUUAAAGGGGCAGUUCACCUGAAAUUGAAAUUAAAGUAUGUUUCCACUUACCCGGAGUACUAUCUAUCCAUCCCGAUAGUUUCGCUGAGAUUUGAUCUGUCGUCCUCUUACAGGAUGCACAAAAUAAGCGCUGUAGUGGAUAACUGACAUUAUAUUUGUAAGGAGACUUUGCUGUUGAGUUUUUAAAAAUAUACAAUUUUGGCUCAUUGAGUCACAAAUAUAUGGGUCUGUAGUGUAGAGGUCUGUUGUAUCGAGGUGAACAGCAUGUAUAACUGCAAAUCUCAAAUCUAGCUGGAUGGAUGGACAGUGCAUUGGUUAAGUGGAAACAUACUUACAUUUUUGGUGAACUGCCCCUCCUAUCUGCAGCACUCCCUGUCCAAUAUGCAAUGUUCUGUCAGCGUUGUUACAGCAUUAGUGAGAGGUUCUGACAGUGUUGUGUAUCUGUGGACCUGGGUGUAAUAAACUACGAGUAUUGAAUUUGUAUGGAACUGUUAAGCAUCUCACCAUGAAAUGUUCUUUCUCUGAGCAUGUAAACUAUUAUUAUUUUUUAAACCUUUUCAAAAACCUUUUAUAUGAGAAUUUGAAUGGUAGAUUCCUUUGACUUGUUGCUCUUGGCAAACUAUUGUCCAUCCUUCAAAAUGGAAUCCUCAUAGAAUUUCCUUUUUACAGGCAUUUGUUAGUGUACUAAAAAAUGCAAGAUGUCUCUUGACAUGUUUUGUACUGUAAGAAUGUCUUUCAGUUGCAAUCGUUUAAUAAACAAUGGCUUGCUAA